CACUGCUUCUGACAGCGUCCUUAGAGGCUGAAGUGUCCUCAGGUUUUACUUGGAUUUACCCAGGAAUGGAUGGCCACACCAAGGCCAGCUUGCGGAAGUUCAGCAUCAAGGACACCAAGGGACCGACAGCUUCAAAAAGAAGACACUUGUUGAUAAUAUUUUGGCGAUCUUUUUUCAGAGAAACUUUUGGGAUGUAGCCUUCACCUGUUUUAUUACAUUUGGCACCCAAACGCCAUUUGGAAAGCACCAUUCUAAAUUUAUCCUCUUCUGAAUCAUCACUUCUGAUAGAUGCAGUUGCCUUGUUUGCGUUGCGGUAUUUGAUUUUGUACAGUGUUCCUUGGGCUAACUUUUGAUAUUUUGCUUUUUGUUUAGAAUUUGAAAGUAGUAUUCUUUGAAAGGAGACGCACAGAGAAUACUUGAGGACAACCAAAGCUGAAUAAGAGGAUAUAACGUGUUUUAUUUUUUUAAUUAGAAAAAUAAGGAAUUACAGUGUGAUUUUUCCCCCCCUUUAACUUAAAGGAACAAGGAUUGUACAGAAAUUUGAAAUUUGAACAAGAAAAACUUAAGCCUCGUUGGAUUCCCGUGUCAAAGAAAAGUUCCAAGCUUUCAGAAAGAGUUCUUGCUUGAAGACAAAGAACAGCUUGCUAACCACAAAAGAGGGAUCGAUGCUCAGCUUUUAGCUGCCCUUCCUAAAGUUGCAGAAUUAAGAAAAAUCUUUGAACCAAAGAGGAAAGAAUUUUUAGAAAUGAAAAGAAAGGAAAGAAUUGCCCGGCGCUUAGAAGGAAUUGAAACCGACACGCAGCCCAUCCUCUUGCAGAGCUGCACGGGCUUGGUAACUCAUCGCCUGCUGGAGGAGGACACACCCCGAUACAUGCGUGCCACAGACCCGGCCAGCCCGCACAUCGGUCGAUCAAAUGAAGAAGAAGAAACUUCAGAUUCUUCACUAGAAAAGCAGACUCGGUCCAAACAGUGCACAGAAACCUCAGGCAUCCAUGCUGACUCCCCCUACAGUUCAGGCAUCAUGGACACCCAGAGCCUCGAGUCCAAAGCCGAAAGAAUCGCCAGGUACAAAGCAGAGAGAAGACGGCAGCUGGCAGAAAAGUAUGGGCUCACCCUGGAUCCGGAAGCGGACUCUGAAACUCCAUCUCGAUACAGCAGGUCCAGAAAGGACCCCGAGGCUGCGGAGAAAAGGGGGGGAAGAAGCGAGCGAUCAGCCGAGUCCAGCAGAGACUCCGGCUCGUCCUACUCCAGGACUGAGCUCUCGGGGCUCAGGCCCUGCGUGGCUGAAUCCAAGGACUAUGGCCUGCACCGGAGCGACGGUGUUUCCGACACAGAGGUGCUGCUCAACGCAGAAAACCAAAGACGUGGUCAAGAGCCCAGUGCCACCGGGCUGGCCCAAGACCUGCCCCCUGCAGGGGAGGUCUCCUCUUCCUUCUCGUUCUCCGGGCGAGACUCUGCCCUCGGUGAAGUGCCAAGGUCCCCAAAGCCAGUGCACAGCCUGCCCAGUCCAUCACCUGGGCAGCCGGCCUCCCCAAGCCACUCCACCAGUGACCUACCACUCCCUGCGGAGGCUCGAGCCACUACCGGGAAACCCAAACAUGAGUGGUUUCUCCAGAAAGAUUCCGAAGGGGACACACCUUCACUUAUCAACUGGCCAUCCAGAGUUAAAGUUAGAGAAAAAUUGGUGCGAGAGGAGAGCGCUCGCAGCAGUCCUGAACUUGCCUCCGAGUCCUUAACUCAGAGGAGACACCAGACGGCGCCAGGCCAUUACCUGGCCUUUCAGUCAGAGAACUCGGCCUUCGAUAGGGUCUCGGGCAAGGUGGCCAGCUCUGCAAGACAGCCCAUCCGUGGCUACGUCCAGCCAGCAGAGCCCGUCCACACCAUCACGCUGGUGACCUCAGACACCCCAGAAAGCGUCUCCGAGGGCAGCUGGGCGGGCCCAGCCCCCCAGACUGUCACAAAGCCUCCUCCAUCAAAGGUUCUAGAAGGUGAAAGAAGAGACACCCCAGUUCUCCAUAUUUGCGAAUCCAAAGCAGAAGAUGUGCUCUUCUCUGAUGCUCUGGAGAAAAGCAGGAAGACCCUUGCGGUUUUGGAGGAUCCUGGGUCUGGGAGAAGCCAGGAAGCCCCCCCUGGAACCGGGGAUUUGAGUCAGCCCGCUGUUGGCAUAGUUACCACGGAACCUCAGAAGGAAUCAGAAAGCCUGGCUCGCCCGCCUACGGCUCAGCGGCAGCCCACCGAGAGGAUGGGCAGGAGCGAGAUGGUCAUGUACGUUCAGAGCGAGGCAGCGUCCCAAGGUCACAGGAAGGAGGCACCCACGCGGAAACACAGGGUCCUCACCCGCUCCCUGUCCGACUACACGGGCCCCCCGCAGCUCCAGGCUCUGAAGGCCAAGGCCCCAGCUUCCAAGCGAGAUGCCGAGUCACAGACGUCCAAGGCCGAGUUGGAACUGGGCCUGCUGGACACGAAGGUCUCAGUCGCCCAGCUCCGCAAUGCGUUCCUGGAGUCAGCCAGGGCCAGCAGGAAACCUGAGCUCCAUUCUCGGGUUGAGGGGUCAAGCGAAGGCCCUGGUGUGGAACGGGAGAGAGGGUCCCGGAAACCGAGGCGCUAUUUUUCUCCUGGUGAAAAUAGAAAGACUUCCGAGAGAUUUAGAACUCAACCCAUAACCUCGGCAGAACGAAAGGAAUCGGAUAGGUCAACUUCAAAUUCAGAAAUGCCAGCUGCCGGGGAUGAAGAAAAGGUCGAUGAGCGAGCGAAGCUGAGCGUUGCUGCGAAGAGGCUGCUCUUCAGGGAGAUGGAGAAGUCGUUUGAUGAGAAGAGCGUCCCGAAGCGCCGCUCCCGCAACGCAGCUGUGGAGCAGAGGCUGCGGCGCCUACAGGACCGGUCCCACACGCAGCCCGUCACCACCGAAGAGGUGGUCAUUGCAGCCACUGAACCUACCCCCGCUUCGUGCUCAGUGGCCACCCACCCUGUAAUGACAAGACAUCCUAGCCCCACUGUAGCUAAGAGUCCCGUGCAGCCUGCCAGACUGCAGGCGUCCGCUCACCAAAAGGCGCUAGCCAGAGACCAGACAAACGAGGGCGAAGAUUCUGCUGAGCAGGGAGAACCCGACUCCUCCACUCUGAGCUUAGCGGAGAAGCUGGCCUUGUUUAACAAACUGUCCCAGCCGGUCUCAAAGGCCAUUUCAACGCGGAACAGAUUAGAUGUGAGACAGAGGAGGAUGAAUGCUCGUUAUCAAACCCAGCCGGUCACGCUUGGAGAGGUGGAACAGGUGCAGAGUGGCAAGCUCAUGGCCUUCUCCCCCACCGUUAACACAUCCGUGUCCACCGCAGCAUCUACCGUCCCCCCCAUGUACGCAGGGAAUCUUCGGACAAAGCCAAUUCCGGAUGACAGCUUCGGUGCCACCGAGCAAAAGUUUGCUUCUUCGCUAGAAAACUCCGACUCCCCAGUUAGAAGCAUCCUGAAAUCCCAAGGCUGGCAGCCCUCGGUUGAGGGUGCUGGGAGCAAAGCAAUGUUGAGAGAAUUUGAAGAGACAGAACGCAAGGGAGGCUUGACAGGUGUAGAUGGCGGAGUUACAAAGUAUGGGUCCUUCGAGGAAGCAGAGCUGUCCUACCCUGUCCUCAGCAGAGUCCGGGAGGGAGACAGCCAUAAAGAACCCAUCUAUGCCUUUCCAAGGAAAGGAAGCCUGGAGCUUGCCCAUCCUCCCAUCGCCCAGCUUGGUGAUGAGCUGAAGGAAUUUUCCACCCCAAAGAGCACCAUGCAGGUGAGCCUGGACUGGAAGGAGAGGCAGCUCUUUGAAGAGAAGGUGGACUUGGAGAAUGUCACAAAGAGGAAGUUUUCGCUGAAAGCGGCGGAGUUCGGGGAACCCACUUCUGAGCAGACCGGCGCGGCUGCUGGGAAACCGGCUGCUCCGACUGCAACCCCCGUGUCCUGGAAGCCGCAGGAUCCCUCCGAACAGCCUCAGGAGAAGCGGUAUCAGAGCCCAUGUGCGAUGUUUGCUGCUGGAGAGAUCAAAGCCCCGGCCGUGGAGGGCAGCCUCGACUCCCCCAGCAAAACCAUGUCCAUUAAAGAAAGAUUAGCACUGUUGAAGAAGAGCGGUGAGGAAGACUGGAGAAACAGACUCAACAGAAAGCAGGAAUACGGCAAAGCCUCCAUCACCAGCAGCCUGCAUAUCCAAGAAACGGAGCAGUCACUCAAGAAGAAGGAAGAAGGAGGAUUUACAGAUGAUAAUGACAUUUCUAAUCUGCUUUGGGAACCUGUAUACGCUUCUACUUAUUCUCCUGCUCUACCUGCUGCCCAUAAAUACCUGUCUUUUGUAUCUAUUAAUCAGGGUCAGUCACCCGGAGGGCAUAGCAACCCACUCCAGUCUUGCCUGGAGAAUCCCAUGGACAGAGGAGCCUGGCAGGCUACAAAGGAGGAGGAGGAGCCAGAGGAGCCUGGCGGUCGCAAAGAAUCAGACACGACUGAGCAUGCUGAGCACGCACACAUGUUGCAACCUCGGCUCAGACCUCUAGGGAGACUUAUGCAGCGGGUCACAGAAAGUCGAGAGAGCCAGAUGACUAUUGAAGAGAGAAAGCAUCUCAUCUCCGUGAGAGAGGACGCCUGGAAGACCAGGGGCAAAGGAGCAGCCAACGACUCCACCCAGUUCACCGUGGCUGGCAGGAUGGUGAAGCGAGGUCUGGCGUCCCCCACUGCCAUCACCCCGGUAGCAUCCCCUAUUUGCAGCAAAACAAGGGGCACUACACCAGUUUCCAAACCCCUGGAAGAUAUCGAAGCCAGACCAGACAUGCAGUUAGAGUCGGACCUCAAGUUGGACAGGCUGGAAACCUUCCUAAGAAGGCUAAAUAACAAAGUUGGUGGGAUGCAAGAAACAGUCCUCACUGUCACUGGGAAAUCGGUGAAAGAGGUGAUGAAGCCAGACGAUGACGAAACCUUUGCCAAGUUUUACCGUAGCGUGGACUCCACUCUACCGAGAAGCCCUGUGGAGCUGGACGAGGAUUUCGAUGUCAUUUUUGAUCCUUAUGCCCCCAAGUUGACAUCCUCGGUGGCUGAGCACAAGCGUGCUGUGAGGCCCAAGCGCCGGGUCCAGGCUUCCAAAAACCCCCUGAAGAUGCUGGCCGCGCGGGAAGAUCUCCUGCAGGAGUACACUGAGCAGAGGCUGAAUGUGGCCUUCGUGGAGUCAAAGCGCAUGAAAGUCGAAAAGUUGUCCGCCAACUCCAGCUUCUCAGAAGUCACCCUGGCAGGGUUAGCCAGCAAAGAAAACUUUAGCAACGUCAGCCUGCGGAGCGUCAACCUGACAGAACAGAAUUCCAACAACAGCGCAGUGCCCUACAAGAAGCUGAUGCUGCUGCAGGUUAAAGGAAGAAGACACGUGCAGACGCGGCUGGUGGAGCCUCGCGCCUCCUCCCUCAACAGCGGGGACUGCUUCCUCCUGCUCUCGCCCCAUCACUGCUUCCUGUGGGUCGGAGAGUUUGCCAACGUGAUCGAGAAGGCGAAGGCCUCAGAACUCGCGAGUUUAAUUCAGACCAAGAGGGAACUUGGUUGUAGAGCAACUUACAUCCAGACUGUUGAAGAAGGAAUUAAUACACACACACAUGCAGCCAAAGACUUCUGGAAGCUUCUGGGCGGCCAAGCCAGUUACCAAUCCGCCGGAGACCCAAAGGAGGAUGAGCUGUAUGAAACAGCCAUAAUAGAAACCAACUGCAUUUACCGUCUGAUGGAUGACAAACUCGUCCCUGAUGAUGACUACUGGGGGAAGAUCCCAAAGUGCUCCCUCCUGCAGUCAAAAGAGGUACUGGUGUUUGAUUUUGGGAGUGAAGUUUACGUGUGGCAUGGAAAAGAAGUCACAUUAGCACAACGGAAAAUCGCCUUUCAGCUGGCAAAGCACUUGUGGAAUGGAACCUUUGACUACGAGAAUUGUGACAUCAACCCGCUGGAUCCUGGGGAAUGCAAUCCCCUCAUUCCCAGAAAAGGACAGGGGCGGCCUGACUGGGCAAUAUUUGGGAGGCUUACAGAACACAACGAGACAAUCUUGUUCAAAGAGAAAUUUCUUGAUUGGACGGAACUGAAGAGACCUAAUGAGAAGAACGCCAGCGAACUUGCGCAGCACAAGGACGAUGCCCGGGCAGAGGUCAAGCCUUACGAUGUGACACGGAUGGUUCCGGUGCCCCAGACAACAGCUGGCACCGUGCUGGAUGGGGUCAAUGUGGGCCGAGGCUACGGGCUGGUGGAAGGGGACGACCGGAGGCAGUUUGAGAUCGCCAGUGUCUCGGUGGACGUCUGGCACAUCCUGGAGUUCGACUACAGCAGGCUCCCCAAGCAGAGCAUCGGGCAGUUCCACGAGGGCGACGCCUACGUGGUCAAGUGGAAGUUCAUCGUGAGCACCGCAGUGGGAAGCCGGCAGAAGGGGGAGCACUCGGUCAGGGUGGCUGGCAAAGAGAAGUGUGUCUACUUCUUCUGGCAAGGCCGCCAGUCGACCGUGAGCGAGAAGGGCACGUCGGCCCUGAUGACGGUGGAGUUGGACGAGGAAAGGGGGGCCCAGGUCCAAGUCCUGCAGGGCAAGGAGCCCCCCUGUUUCCUGCAGUGUUUCCAGGGGGGGAUGGUGGUCCACUCCGGGAGACGAGAGGAAGAGGAAGAAAACACACAAAGCGAGUGGCGGCUGUACUGUGUGCGCGGAGAGGUGCCCGUGGAGGGGAACUUGCUGGAGGUGGCCUGUCACUGCAGCAGCCUCAGGUCUAGGACGUCCAUGGUCGUCCUCAACGUCCACAAAGCCCUCAUCUACCUGUGGCACGGGUGCAAAGCCCAGGCCCACACGAAGGAGGUCGGACGGACUGCGGCCAAUAAGAUCAAGGACCAAUGUCCCCUGGAGGCCGGGCUGCAUAGCAGCAGCAAAGUGACAAUCCAUGAGUGUGAUGAAGGCUCGGAGCCCCUGGGCUUCUGGGAUGCUCUGGGGAGGAGAGACCGGAAAGCCUACGACUGCAUGCUUCAAGAUCCUGGAAAUUUUAACUUCACACCCCGCCUGUUCAUCCUCAGCAGCUCCUCUGGCGACUUCUCAGCCACAGAGUUCAUGUAUCCCGCCCGAGACCCCUCUGUGGUCAACUCUAUGCCCUUCCUGCAGGAAGACCUAUACAGCGCCCCACAGCCAGCACUUUUCCUUGUUGACAAUCACCAUGAGGUAUACCUCUGGCAAGGCUGGUGGCCCAUCGAGAACAAGAUCACGGGCUCCGCGCGUAUCCGCUGGGCCUCGGACCGGAAGAGCGCCAUGGAGACAGUGCUGCAAUACUGCCGAGGGAAAAACCUGAAGAAGCCGCCCCCCAAGUCUUACCUCAUCCACGCUGGCCUGGAACCCCUGACCUUCACCAACAUGUUCCCCAGCUGGGAGCACAGAGAAGACAUUGCAGAGAUCACGGAGAUGGACACGGAAGUUUCAAAUCAGAUCACUCUAGUGGAGGAUGUCUUAGCCAAACUGUGUAAGACCAUUUACCCGCUGGCCGACCUCCUAGCCAGGCCGCUCCCUGAGGGAGUGGACCCUCUGAAGCUGGAGAUCUAUCUCACCGACGAGGACUUCGAGUUUGCACUAGACAUGACCCGCGACGAGUACAAUGCGCUGCCCGCUUGGAAGCAGGUGAACCUGAAGAAAGCAAAAGGUCUGUUCUGAGUCAGGAGAUGCUGGAGGAACCUGGGUGGUCACUUUCAAUACUGAUGGACCAGGAAAAUGGAUGUUUUAGUGGGGGAGCCUGGUAUUUUAAAAUAUGUUUUUUCAUCCGCAUUUUUAAAACCUGAAGUGACCAGCUCUCCUGCUCAUUUGGGAGUUGUGUAUUUUGUAAAUGUUCCAGAGAACUCUCUGGGAACACGCUUUCCACACUUCAGCAGGUGAUGUUUGUGAGGUAUCCGUGGCCCUACAUGCACUUACGCAGCAGGUCCUCAGCGGCGGCCACGGCACUGCCCUCCCACUCCAGCUAAGCGUUGCCUAUUUUUUUGAAGCAGUUCUCUUUAUAAAGUGUUAUUUUGAUAGUUUGUGGAUUCUAAAAUAUAUAUAUAUUUAUAUAAACACCGUAUAAAUCAAAUAUGUAUUUAACAAAGCAAUAUGUAUUCAUUCACUUUUAAGAUUUUUUUUUUUUUUGGUGUCAAAAUAAUAUUAAAAGGUAGUUGCUUCUGUUGAAUUAGUUCUGCCACCUAUGUGUACUUUCACCCAUGUUCAGAAGCGUCUCCUUUGGUGUGAAGUCUGACUCGUUCUGAGUGCUGCUUCCGGUGCUAAGAUGAACAAAAGGCUCUUAAGAAUCUGUGCGAAUCCACCUUUCUACCUUAAUAUCGCCCCCAAAUGUAUAGUGCCUUGUUUUAUGUACAGUUUAUAUACAGAAAAGUUUGCUCUGCAUUUUUUGACGAUGGUUUGGAACAGUAUCUACAAUUUUACUCUAAAAUAGUAGAAAUUUCAAAAAAAAAAAAAAAAGAACUCUAUUUCUAAUACCUGUUGUAAACAUUAUACAUGUCAUUUGGCGACGGAGGACUCCAAAAUAAAAGCUUCAGAAUAAACACAACUAUGAACUGAUUGGUUCAUAUUGA
Messenger RNA from Cervus elaphus (red deer), 8559 nucleotides. RefSeq names its product supervillin (gene SVIL). Gene Ontology annotation, cellular component: actin cytoskeleton; cytoplasm. The coding region runs from base 746 to 7654 and encodes 2302 amino acids. Gene Ontology annotation, molecular function: actin filament binding; phosphatidylinositol-4,5-bisphosphate binding. The transcript is spliced from 41 exons. Gene Ontology annotation, biological process: barbed-end actin filament capping; actin polymerization or depolymerization; cytoskeleton organization. Lineage: Eukaryota; Metazoa; Chordata; Mammalia; Artiodactyla; Cervidae. The record is from RefSeq and is a predicted model, not a curated record.